AUGGCGAGACUCAACGAGCCACCAGUUUCUGCAGACAGCUUAGAAAUCCUGCGAAGGAAAUUUUUGCGACAAAAUCGUGACAUUGCUCGCGUCAACUCUACGCAAUCCCUACGAAUUCGAAGUCUUGAGAAUGAAUGUGCGCGCCUCCUAUCAGAGAACCUCGACCUAAGGGGACAGAUCCUUCGACUAGAAAAGGCAGCCGAGAACAAUCCUGCCAGUCGCAUCGCAGACCAUGCCUUGGAAAUCAAGGCGAAGAUGGAGCUUCAGCUUCUCGAACUGGGCUCUCUGCUUGACAGUCUAGGCCUUGAGCCGCCGAUGAAGAGGAGGUCCCCCAAUAGGGGAGAGAGGAAAAUCGCGAAGCCUAGAAGAAGCAGUCUAGGCCAGAGCCCACGCCAGAAGAAGACGAAAGAGAUGAACAUCGAAGAGCAGGAGGCAUUGGCAGCACAAGAAGGCCGCCUACCUCCGAUUCACGAGCACAAGUCCUACCCGCGCCAGACGUUAAAUCGCCGGGAAAUUCUUGCCCUGUGUUCAGAGGCCGAGGCCGAGGCUGAGGCUGAGACCUCAACCGACUCUCCUGUCUUGGGGCCACCUCCAGUGUCGAAAUAUGUUGAAGACGAGCCUGAGAAAGUAGACUCACCAAACACUGCCAGGCGUCUGCUUGUAUACUCGGAUAUAACCGUUUCGGAGAAGACCAACCUAGCUCCUCCCAAGAUUGAUCCACCGGAAAAGGCUCCUAUUCAGAGUCCUUCGAAAAAACCAUCCCGACGCCCAGACCCGAAAGUAAACCCAGAACCGAAAGCCGAUGCGCUUCAGUCACCAAAGCCACUUGCGCCAACACCAGCGCCAGCGCCUGUGAAGCCUGAACCAACCGCUGCGAAAUGUGGAUCUAAGAGAAAACAGGCAGUCGCAGACGAGAAUGAUCCUCCCAGCUUCGCAAAGGACAACAACACCAUAUCUAAUUCCAUAUCGACCCCGGAGAAGCCAAAGUCUGCAAUGGUGCGGGAAAUCAAGAACAGGAGGAAUUCAAGAGGCUUGCCUGGCGCACGAAGGGAUGCCCGGGACAGAAAGUCCAGUGCUACUGCGCCUGCUCCGGCACGACCGGCGCUCGCUGCAAAGAGCACGAACGAGGAUGUAUCAUCGCCCAGAAAGCUCCCGGCCAAGGGAGCAGCUGUGGACUGUGAGAAACCCAGCAGCAAGGCCGCCACUCAGAAAGAAGUGAAAACCAAGGCAGCACCGCUGCCAGCCCUGGCAGAACCUACUCCGGUUCCGAUACUGCCAAAGUCGCCUUCUCCACCGCAGGUGAUAAACAUCCAUCCAUCCGAUUUGGCAAGUCCAAACACCGCUGCAGCCCAGCUGCUCUCUCCAGGAACUCCUGGAAGGGCCCCCACAAAGGACACAUCCUGCGACACGCCACCGCCCCCUGAUAUUUCAUCGGGAGGCGACACAGCCAGACCGAGCAGGAGAUCCAGGGCGUCGGUCAGCUACGCGGAGCCGAACCUUAGGGAUAAGAUGCGACGGCCGAGCAAUGAACUGACGGAUGCCGUGUCUGGCAAGGGCAACAAGUACAAGCAACGGGCUUCUAUCAGCCAUGACGCGGCCCCUCCACCAAGAUCAGCAGCCAAAGAAAAACCGGCCGCAUGCACAUGAAAACGAG
Messenger RNA from Pyricularia grisea, 1654 nucleotides. RefSeq lists its product as uncharacterized. Gene Ontology annotation, biological process: meiotic chromosome segregation. The transcript has 3 exons. Gene Ontology annotation, cellular component: chromosome, centromeric region; nucleus. The record is from RefSeq and is a predicted model, not a curated record. Bases 1 to 1647 code for a protein of 548 amino acids. Lineage: Eukaryota; Fungi; Ascomycota; Sordariomycetes; Magnaporthales; Pyriculariaceae.